GACCCGGGUGACCUCGGCGGCCUUCUGCAGGCCGCUCGGCUCGGCUCGGCUCGGCCCGGCCCGGUUCGUCCGCGAUGUGGUUUGAAAUCUUACCCGGUUUCUCGGUGAUGGCCGCCUGCCUGACCGUGCCCGGCGUGGCCACCGCCUACAUCCAGAAGUACUCCAACGGGGGCAAGCAAAAGAGGUUUGCCCGCCACCGCUACGCUUGGGCUCUGAUGGAGAGGGACAGGCGGAUUUCCGGAGUUAACCGUUACUAUGUUUCCAAGGGUUUGGAGAACAUUGAUUAAGAAACCAGCCUCCCGAGUUCUGCUCGACCACAUGUCUGUCAAAAGUCAACCCGGUGCAUUGUACAGUACUCCUUAAAUAAAAAUAAAACCACAUACAUUCACCUA
Messenger RNA from Tachyglossus aculeatus (Australian echidna), 392 nucleotides. RefSeq names its product NADH:ubiquinone oxidoreductase subunit A1 (gene NDUFA1). The transcript is spliced from 3 exons. The record is from RefSeq and is a predicted model, not a curated record. Bases 75 to 287 code for a protein of 70 amino acids. NCBI's taxonomy places the organism in Eukaryota, Metazoa, Chordata, Mammalia, Monotremata, Tachyglossidae.